This is a messenger RNA of Boeremia exigua, 2875 nucleotides long. RefSeq lists its product as uncharacterized. The transcript has a single exon. The record is from RefSeq and is a predicted model, not a curated record. The coding region runs from base 330 to 2777 and encodes 815 amino acids. Lineage: Eukaryota; Fungi; Ascomycota; Dothideomycetes; Pleosporales; Didymellaceae.
AAAGGCAGCACCUCUAGGUGCUGCUUGUCCUUUGAACCCUCUUUAUGACCUUUGCCCAACCUCGACCUCGAGACGUAGUGCACGUCGCCUCUUUGUUCGGAUCUAUUUCGGGCAGGGCGCCCUAGUGAUGAAAGAGCGUUGUCUGUCCGCAGAUAUGUAUUUCGCACAUUGCGUCCCUGUUUGUGAAUUGUCAGAAAGGUUUCCAAAUCUACACCCGUCCCCGGACAGCAGCCGACUAAUCAGAGAAUCCUACAACACCCUGUGCAACAGAUUCACCUGUUCCGCGUAAGCAACUGCUCACCAAGUACACAUUCGUUGCAAAAAUCACAAUGUCUGAUCAGGGUGCUGGCCGGUCCACAUCUCGACGCAACAGCACUGUCUCUCUGGGCUUAGUGGGUGUCCCACAUGUGGUAGAGCCAAUACAGACUGUGGACGAAUUCAUUUUCGACUUCGAUCCCGCCGUCGCUGGACUAGACACUGAUUUCAACGCACGUAUUGAUGCCUUAUGUGCAGCUGGCCUGCCUGAUGGACAGGCGCUACAAGAACUGCAGACCACAUCGGACUCUACCCUAAACACAGGUUUAGAGCCAUCCGGAUCAUUUGAACCAUAUGAUCUGACGGAUUACAGCUCAUUUCCUGAGCAGCAAAGUUUCAUGUACCCUGAGCCCCAGGACUACUUCAUGGCUCACGAAGCACCAUAUUUCAGCAGCGGCUAUGGUUCCCUAGAUCCAACGUUGGACUUCUACAACACUAUGGGCCUAACUGCGAUACCUGGAAAUAACACGUUCAUUGAGGAUGAAAAUAGUCAAGCUGCGUUACAACCUUAUGAGCAGACAGAUUACAUCCCCGGCGACAAUAGCUCAUGCAACAACACAUCAGUACAAUUCGCAACCUAUCCCCCCGAGGAGCUACAGGUAGCCACGACGAACUCAGUCUUUUCAGCUGAACCGAUUCCAUCGCCAGUCGGCAAACCUGACACGCAAUAUGAAACAGACUCGGGCUCCGACGACGAGUAUCGCAACACUAAAGUGAAGACGACGAAGGCAACGAAGGCAUCCAAGCGAGCGACUCAAAAGAAAAGGGAUUCUGUAAGCUCUGCUAGCACUUCCGCAACUCCCGCUGAACCUGCAAAAUAUCUACCCGGAGAGAAGCCAAAGAAGGUUGACACCAAGCCUUGGAUCCGCACCAACGCCAACACAGAAGGAGACACACGUACCUCAAAGAUUAAUAACUGGAAAAAUAAGUACGGGUAUAAGCCAUUGCCGCUCGGCACGUGGAGCUUCGGCAAGCACACAUUUACGUACACACAAUAUGAGAAUGUUGACUUUCUUACCGAGGCGCCCAUGUCUACCCGCAAGAUCAGCGAUUACAUAUUCAAAUAUCCGAGCGACGAUGAUAAACGCCUUAUUCUUUGGAUUCAAAAGAUGCCUGCUGACCAGGGGCGACGCUAUGGCUCAAAACAGCAUUCAAAGUGCGCCUUCAGAGACUGUCCCAUGCAGCGGUAUGUUGAGGGCACCAUCAGCACCGGUGAGUAUCGCGUCGCCUUUGAUGAGAAGCACCACACAUAUGGGGAUCGCGUAGAUCCUUAUGACUGUACAGCCUAUGCUCAUCUUUACUGCAUGGAACAAUUCCUGGACUUUGAGCGAGUGUGCCAAGAGGCUGACGUGCGUAUUGACACACGUCUCGAUAUGCCACUCGAGCCCAAUGGUAGAGCAGCAUUCUCCAUGGUCGAUGUGCCUGCUCGACACGAGAUAGGACGCUUCCUCAAGGCGGCUUCACAGGGCAAGCUGCGCCAAUCACAGCACUGGUACAAUUAUCCCCUCCAUGCUGACUACAAGCGUGACGAACAGAAGCCCCACGAGUGCACGCUCACCUACUUGGCGCACUGUAUGUAUGAGGCCCAUCAGGACGACUCACAUAAGAGGCAGGCCGCGCUCCGUCGUGUGACUGUUUCGCAGCGACGAGUCCAUCUGGGUGACUUGGAGAUGAGCGUGGCUGAUAAGCGCAUCAUGCUCGACGUUUAUGGCGGUAAGAAAAAGGCUCGAAAUGCUAAGCUUGAAGACCACUAUGACGAGCGCAUUCUUUACCACAUCACCCGGGCCGAACAGGAAGCCAAAGCUUUCCUAGAGGGCAAGCGCCGCAAGAAGACAUCUGCGAAAAAGAGCAAGAAGCGCAAGAUUGGUGAGGGCGAUGACACUGAUGAAGAGGAGGAAUUCACUUGCUCCACUCAAUCGCGCGGGACGCGAACGACUCGACAGAAGAAGCAGCGAGUCAACUACGCAGAGUCGCCAGUCAUGCAGCAGUAUGCGCAGGCAUCAUACGCGCAGCCCCGGCCUGUUCAGCCGGCCUCAACCCUCGAGCAACAAGUUCAGCAUCUUCAGACCCACGUUGCGACAAACUUCAGUCCCCCCCCAAAGCCAGCACCGACCCAACCCCCCAUCGAUCCCAUGCUCGCGCUCGAUUUCCCCUUUAGCCCCUAUACCGUCCCUGCAACCCCCAAGUUCGACAUCUCGGACUUCCCUACCUGCGAAGAUGACCUGCCCAGCGACAAUCUCGAGAAGGUACUGGCCCUCGAGCGACGACAGUCGUUUGCAGCAGAGCUCGGCCCGACAAGUAUCCUGAAGAGCCCUGCAUAUGCACGCACGCCUCGAUCAGUGACAUUUGCGCGACGAGUGGGCUUUGAGGCUCAGCCAGUGAGUGCCAGCAAGGUUUACCGUGUGGAUGACCCGCCGACCUACAUGUCUGGGCGGCGGAGUGCGCGGCUGGCUAAGAAAUAGAAAGACGACUGGUCGUCUUGAUGAACUUGUUCGUUUAAUUGUAGCGUUUUAUUCCUGUAGCGUUUCGGUUUUGUAGCGUUGUUGAAUUCAUAGAGUGG